AUGAUAAUAAAAUAUAAUUCAUAGAAUUGGGAUUAUAAUAAACCUAUUUGUUAGCUUAUAUUAAUUGUAAUUCACUCAUUUAAUAUCAAACUUUUCAUAAUAAAAUUUUAAAUACUGAAAAUGAGAACUAAGACUAUAUAAAAGUUCAUUUUAAUAUUAUUUGAAAUCUUGGAAAAUAAUGAACAUAAAAAUUAUAUUCGGUGGUCUCCUGAUGGUGAAAGUUUUAUAAUUCCUAAACGUAAAUUGUUUUAACAAAAAGUAAUGGUGAAUGCAUUUAAUACUAAUAACAUCUAGUCAUUUUUAAGAUAACUCAGCUUUUAUAAAUUUAAAAUGGAAAAGAAUAAACAAAAUCAAAAGCAGUAUUGUCAUCCACAUUUCUAGAGGGGACGAAGGGAUCUUUUGAGUAAAAUACAAAGAAUGAAAAAUGAUAAAUUAAACGAGGACAGUACAGAUUAAGCAUCAAAUCUGGAGUAUAUAAAACUUUAGAAUGAACAAUUAUAAAGUUAAUUAGAGAAGCUGAAACUAAACCAGCAAUAUAUAUUGAAACAAUUAAUAAUACAGGCGAAGAUUUAGGCGACAUUGGCGAGUCGGGUUGAGAGAAUCGCUUAAGAAAUGGCAAUUAUUUAUGGAGAAGAGCGUUAAUUAGAAUUUGCGAAACCGAUGAGAUUGUUUUUCAAAUUAAUCUAAGGAUAUAGAGUAGAUUAAUUAGAAAGAAUUAUUGGCUUUCUGAUUUUUGAGAUGGAUGUUCCCACUCCUAUUUAAGAAAAUUACUCUCCAAUUUAGUUCCCUUAUUGCUGA
This is a messenger RNA of Paramecium tetraurelia, 798 nucleotides long. RefSeq lists its product as uncharacterized. The record is from RefSeq and is a predicted model, not a curated record. Lineage: Eukaryota; Ciliophora; Oligohymenophorea; Peniculida; Parameciidae. Gene Ontology annotation, biological process: regulation of DNA-templated transcription. Gene Ontology annotation, molecular function: sequence-specific DNA binding; DNA-binding transcription factor activity. The transcript has 4 exons.